AUGGAGGACGGGGCGGGGAAGAUAGGGGCCGCCACCCGGGAGAGAAACAAACACUCCAAAGUGUCGGACCUGAUCAGCCGCUUUGAGGAAAACAGUGCCGAGAGGCACAACAAUGGUGCCCUUGUCCCGACCACUCGGACAGUUAGAGGCCGAGAAAACGCUCAGACAGGAGCAGCCAAGCCGGUCUUCCUGUUUUUUUCCCUCUGCUUUGGCGUUCUGAAAACAGAAUCUGUUCAUCUAAUCGUCCACCAGGAAAACCGGACCGUGGGGAUUACCUGUCUGGUGGAGCCGGAGCAGAAAGAAGGAAUGACCCAACGGCUUCUGAGAGAAGAAUUAGCCGACUAA
This is a messenger RNA of Menidia menidia (Atlantic silverside), 345 nucleotides long. The record is from the annotation of a GenBank genome assembly. Lineage: Eukaryota; Metazoa; Chordata; Actinopteri; Atheriniformes; Atherinopsidae.